Molecule: messenger RNA, 579 nt
Organism: Diatraea saccharalis (sugarcane borer)
Lineage: Eukaryota; Metazoa; Arthropoda; Insecta; Lepidoptera; Crambidae
Source: the annotation of a GenBank genome assembly
AUGGCAGCUAAAUUGUUCGUAGUUCUCUCUCUAGCCGUGGCGGCUUCCGCUAUUCCUCUGGUUCCAGUGGCUAAAGUAGCCUACGAAGAAGUAGACGCACCUGCCCACUACGAGUUCCAGUACUCAGUACACGAUGGACACAGCGGUGACAUCAAGGAACAGAAGGAGACUCGUGAUGGAUAUGCCGUCCAGGGAUCCUACUCUCUAGUCCAACCCGACGGUGUGCACCGUAUUGUCGACUACACCGCCGACAAAGAGCACGGAUUCAACGCUGUCGUGCGUUAUGAGGGACAUCCUACUGCCGCUCCCGCCAAACUCGCCUACGCCGCUCCUGUGGCAUAUGCCGCCCCAGUAGCCAAAGUGGCCUAUGCUGCCCCCGUAGCCAAAGUGGCCUACGCUGCACCAGUAGCUAAAGUGGCCUACGCUGCACCAGUAGCUAAGGUGGCCUACGCUGCACCAGUAGCUUAUACCGCCCCCGUCGCCAAGGUUGCCUAUGCCGCCCCCGUCGCUAAGGUCGCCUACAGCGCACCCCUCGCACACGUCAGCUACGCCUCUCCAGCGGUCUCCUACCACCAUUAA